This is a messenger RNA of Besnoitia besnoiti, 417 nucleotides long. RefSeq lists its product as uncharacterized. The transcript has 4 exons. NCBI's taxonomy places the organism in Eukaryota, Apicomplexa, Conoidasida, Eucoccidiorida, Sarcocystidae. The record is from RefSeq and is a predicted model, not a curated record. Bases 1 to 417 code for a protein of 138 amino acids.
AUGAACGGCUGCAGCAAGAGAAAGUCGCACCGCCUGCUGAAUCCCUGCUUCGAGCUGCGGCAGUCCUUUCCCAAGAUCCAGCACUGGCAAGGCACAGAGAUUCUCCACCGCCUCAAGCAGAAGGAGAAAGACGCCGCCGUCAUUCAUCCAUGCAUCGACACUUGGGGGGUCUACGUACAGUGCCUCCGCCGCUACCCCGCGACCUCUGCCUCGCGCUGUCGAGUCGAGGGCGACAGACACACGCGCUGUUUGCAGCAGAAUGGCCGCUGGAAACCCUCGGACAGCCUCGAGGCGCAAAAACUCCUCGAAAUGUUCCAAGUCUUUAACGAGACUUCCCGAUUCAAGUAUCCGCCACGACCUGUACCCGAGCUCGUGCGAGGCUGCGCGUUCCCGUUUUCCAGUCCGCCGAAGAAGUAG